AUGUCCAAGAAGAGAAAGCACGACCAAGUCGAGCCCGACGCUGUCCCUGCUCCAGACGAUGGCCCAGGCCCAGAUUCAUCCACACCCGCCAAGACACAGAAGGCCAAAGGUCAGAGUCGACAAGAAAAAUCAGAGCGGAGGGCCAAGAAAAAGAAGUCAGACACAAGAGAUCGUCGUCAGGGUAGAAGUGAGCUUGAGCCCCCGGCCAUUCCUAUGAUUGAGGAAGACGCCCCCUCAGCACACGAGAGUGAAAAGCCUAGUAUUACGCAGGAGAAUGCAAAAUCAAGGCCGACCAAGAAGGAAAAGACCAAAAAGAGCAGCUCAAAGAAACAAUCAAAGGAUGAUACCGAUGCUAAUACCGAGUCCGAACCCAAGCCCGACAAAAGCGCAAGCAGAUUCAUAGUGUUUGUGGGCAAUCUCCCAUUCACCGCAACCGUCGCUCAAGUCCAAGACCAUUUUGUCAAGCUGGCGCCCACAUCUGUCCGACUGUCCACAGACAAAGCGACAGGGAGGGGCAAGGGAUUCGCGUUCGUCGAGUUUGAUGGCUAUGAUAAAAUGAAAACGUGCCUAAAACUCUACCACCACUCCAUUUUCGACCCUGAUGCCAAGGGAAAGGAUAAAACCCACCAGGAACAAGACGACGCCAUGGAUGGGAAGAAGAGAGGUCGACGCAUUAAUGUCGAGUUGACGGCGGGUGGUGGAGGGAAGAACAGCAAGGAGCGCAAGGAGCGGAUCAAGUCGAAGAACAUCAAGUUGGAUGAAGAAAGAGAGCGAACGAGGGUCAAGGAGAGGACUGAACAGGAGGAGGCAGCCAGGAAGAAGCAGGGCCGGCCUCGGACAGGUGCAAACGCGGCACAGAAAGACAAUGGCUCAAUACAUCCAAGUCGACUGGCUCAAAUGAAUCACUGA
Messenger RNA from Exophiala aquamarina CBS 119918, 909 nucleotides. RefSeq lists its product as uncharacterized. The coding region runs from base 1 to 909 and encodes 302 amino acids. NCBI's taxonomy places the organism in Eukaryota, Fungi, Ascomycota, Eurotiomycetes, Chaetothyriales, Herpotrichiellaceae. The transcript has a single exon. The record is from RefSeq and is a predicted model, not a curated record. Gene Ontology annotation, molecular function: RNA binding.